Molecule: messenger RNA, 674 nt
Organism: Fomitiporia mediterranea MF3/22
Lineage: Eukaryota; Fungi; Basidiomycota; Agaricomycetes; Hymenochaetales; Hymenochaetaceae
Product: mitochondrial import inner membrane translocase subunit
Exons: 5
Coding region: 63-542 (159 amino acids)
Biological process (GO): protein import into mitochondrial matrix
Cellular component (GO): mitochondrial inner membrane; TIM23 mitochondrial import inner membrane translocase complex
Molecular function (GO): transmembrane protein transporter activity
Source: RefSeq, a predicted model, not a curated record
CUGGACACCUCGUCUUCACCGACUCCCCUCCUUUCCGUCAGACAAAGCUCUGAAAAUCAAAAAUGGCGCACGCCGACCACACUCGCGAUCCUUGUCCCUGGGUCGUCCUCAACGACUUCGGCGGUGCAUUCGCUAUGGGUGCCAUUGGUGGAGGUAUCUGGCAUGGUGUCAAAGGGGCACGGAACUCGCCAAGGGGCGAACGCCUCGUCGGUGCAGUUUCCGUCAUUAAGGCUCGUGCGCCUGUAACUGGAGGCAAUUUCGGUGUUUGGGGAGGCAUGUUCUCGACAUUUGAUUGUGCGGUAAAGGGGUACCGACAAAAAGAGGAUGCAUGGAAUGCUAUCAUCUCCGGAUUCUUGACUGGCGGGUGUCUCGCAGCACGAAGUGGGCCACGAUCUGCACUUGGUUCUGCCAUUGCAUGUAGUAUACUUCUAGGCGUCUUCGAGGGUGUCGGUGUCCUGCUGAACAGAGUUUUCAGCGAAGGCAACCGACAGCAACUUCCACCUUUACCCGAAAGCAUGUCACCAGCCACAGCUCCUGCAUAGUCCUUUGCACACUGCACUUCGUCUCGUUCACAUUAGAUCUCUUAUGUAUUGUCACAUCUGCACUUCCUUACCUUUUAUCCCUACUCAGCUGUCGAUGCAUAAUACACCUACUGCACCAGGACUUUGGUAUUA